Mastomys coucha (southern multimammate mouse) is the source of this 282-nucleotide messenger RNA. RefSeq names its product odorant-binding protein 1a-like. The record is from RefSeq and is a predicted model, not a curated record. Bases 1 to 282 code for a protein of 93 amino acids. The transcript is spliced from 3 exons. Lineage: Eukaryota; Metazoa; Chordata; Mammalia; Rodentia; Muridae.
AUGGUAAAAUUUCUGCUGCUGGCUUUGGCAUUUGGAAUGGCUCAUGCUCAGAUUGAUGGAAAAUGGAAAACUGUUGCUAUUGCUGCUAGUCGUGUAGACAAGGUAGUGAGAGGUGGAAAACUAAGACUCUACUGUCGUGAAAUUAUUUGUGAAGAGGAAUGCAAAAAAAUGAAAUUCACAUUUUAUGUCAAGGAAAAUGGACAUUGCUCAUUGACCACAAUCACUGGGUAUUUGCAAGAAGAUGGCAAGACCUACAGAACUCAGUGUAAGUACAGUUUCUAA